AUGCCAAAACUCAAGCAAUUGACGUGCCAUGUCGAAUGGACACCAUCAAACACCCCAUUUCGUGAAUAUGGCAUCUGCUACGGAGACGGUGUUGUGGAAAGCUACAUCGCCAUUCCUGCUGGAUCUACACCCUUCAGUAUCAAUCUGAGAUCGGACGGGUUUAUAGCCCCUGGUCUGGCGGCGUUUGUGUUCAUAGAUGGCGUCUACCAGUGCAAUCGAUACAGGGGCGAUCUCCAAAUCAGUGAUAAAGUCAGGAUGGAUUGCUUGUCAGAUACGGUCAACUUUCGAGUUCGUCAGAAGGAGGAACGCCUUCCAGACGGCGGCUGGAUGGGGAGACCCUGGAGGUUUGAGCCGUUGAAUAUUGACAACUCUGUAAACGAUCCUACUUUGUCAAGCCAUUUUCGGCAUCUCGGAACUAUCCAUGUGCUAGUAUUACGCUGCUUACCGGAUACUGGGCUGCCAGACUACGCCGCCUCCGGUUUCGAUUUGGAGUGUCCAACGUCCCCUGAGUCUGCAACAGCUAUCAUGAGCGAUGAUGAAUCAUUGUUUACCCGUCCCUUGCAUGGUCAGACCAAAAGCAGAGAUCAGACAAUUAUUCCGCCCUAUGCUGGAUUCGAUGGGCCAGGUGACAUCCCUUAUUAUAACUCCAGGCAGAGCAGACGAUACGACCAAUUUCGUCCCAAUACGUCUUCCGCUCGUGACGUUAGAUCAGAGUUCCGGAGAGGAUCUGGCGGAAUUUCCAGUGAUGAUUGGAACCAACCCAGACGUGACAGCGAUUGGACGGACGUCCCUGUUCGCAAGAAGAGCUCGAUCAAUCGCUUGGAAAGAGAUCAACGAACAGCAACUACCACGAGCUCUCAUCUCUCCUGUCAGUCGGCAUUGAGCAGACGGCUAGACACAAACUAUGUUCCGGAUAUUGAUCCUUUCGAUUCUGCCAGCAAUGCCCCUAAUCGAGCGCGUAUGGCCCAGUCUCGAAUCUCAUAUGCCCCCAGUGGAACACCAAUAGUGGUAAACAUUAACCCCAUGCUAUCCCCCGAGCAGCGAGUCACUACAAGCAGGGGUCCUGGUUUGCCAGAUGAAAGAAGAACAACAACAGGUGACGCCGGCCAUGGACAUAUCGGCUCAAACAGGGACAAAGGUUAUCAAGAAUAUAAUCUUAGGCGCCGCUAUGAUGACUCCGAAAAGGACCGAGAAUAUCAAUAUGGCCGUAAGGAAGGAAGACGCAAUAUGAAGCAUGGAAAUGUCCAUCCUGCCUCGACCCCUGGAGGCUUCCAUUCUAGAGACCAUCAGCAGCAUGAUGGUCGUGAUUCUGAGUGGGAUAAUCAUGGAGACACGGACCAAGGCGUUGACAACAACUCACCCUCCACCGGCUGGAAACCUAAUGGUGAAAGCGGUUUCCUGACUGAAGAUAAGGAUGAGUGGGGUGCCAGCAGUCCUCAAAUGACGCAGUCCGAUGAUCAGCAAUGGGAACAGGAUGCUGAUCCUCUGAAUAACAACAAAACAGAAGCGGAUAAUGAAUGGGUUCAAGCUGACACCAAUGCCAGUUCCUCCAAUAACGAGAGUUUGUUAAAGGAAAAGUCAUGGCAACCCGACGCUGGCAAUGUCAACGAGGGAUAUGAUUGGGAUACCAGCGAGAACCCUAAUCAAGACACCAUACCCGAGAAACAAUCGCAUGUGGAUGAGCAUAGUACCACUAUUGGCAAUGGUACCUGGACAAGGACCGUUCAGAGUUCAAGCUCCGGGAUUGAUGACCAAGAUCCCUUAUACAGAAACACAGCUGACAACAAGGAUAGCCAUGGUGCAGAGCCUGGAAGAAUUAAAGUGCAGAUCCCGUGCGGCGAAGCUGCGCGGAUGCUGCGAGAAAGGCCUGUAUUGUGGCAGGGCAAUAAUCCAUUAACCGAGAAUGCAGCUCCUUCGCCAGCGUCGCGACCUCAACAGCUAACCCCUGGUCAGAAUUCAAUGGUGCUUGUAUCUCCACUGGCCACAGGAAGUGACGGGAACGAACCAGCUCUCUAUACCGUUCCCCUAUCUGUUGCGCGGUCCGGUUUAUUGUCACACCAAGUUCAACUAGGCAGCGCGGCAGAGUACGUACACAAAGUUGGACAGCCGACAUAUAUUGACACCCUGGAAUCACCGUACGCGAAGUUUACCUUCAACUACCGAAUUCAAGGGGCUAUCGAACAGCUGUUGGGAAUCAAAAUUGAACGCAACUUAGACGAAGAACGCAGAAAAUUAGAGAGUGUUUCAAAAGAGGAACUCAUAGCUCACAUUUUGCGCACCGAGGUAGUCCAAAACAGCUGA
Paecilomyces variotii is the source of this 2301-nucleotide messenger RNA. RefSeq lists its product as hypothetical. The transcript is spliced from 4 exons. Lineage: Eukaryota; Fungi; Ascomycota; Eurotiomycetes; Eurotiales; Thermoascaceae. The coding region runs from base 1 to 2301 and encodes 766 amino acids. The record is from RefSeq and is a predicted model, not a curated record.